Messenger RNA from Brassica rapa (field mustard), 1860 nucleotides. Its product is annotated as putative transcription elongation factor SPT5 homolog 1. NCBI's taxonomy places the organism in Eukaryota, Viridiplantae, Streptophyta, Magnoliopsida, Brassicales, Brassicaceae. The record is from RefSeq and is a predicted model, not a curated record. Gene Ontology annotation, biological process: regulation of transcription by RNA polymerase II; transcription elongation by RNA polymerase II; regulation of DNA-templated transcription elongation. Gene Ontology annotation, cellular component: DSIF complex. Gene Ontology annotation, molecular function: mRNA binding.
UCCGCGUGUUUGCUGAUCAUGUUGUUGAGAGCUCAGAAGUGACAACUGGUGUUACCAAAAUCGGGCAGUGUGAACUUCAUGAUCUUGUCCUUCUGGAGUAAGUGGAAUACCUACUCAUCUUGAAGUGAUGCAGAGUUCCCAUUUUCACGCUUCUGAAAGCUUUUUUUUUUAUUUUUUGAUGCAGUAACCUUAGCUUUGGAGUAAUUAUACGUCUAGAAAAUGAAGCUUUUCAGAUAAAUUGCCAACUUUCUGAAAAUACAACAAUCAUUAAGUCUUAUGUGUAGCUGCUGCAGUUUCAGAUUUUCUUUUUUGUUUUUCUUUUUCUUAUAAACGCCAAUGGAUGUUUAACUCUGUUUUAAUGUCCUUAGGUUCUUAAAGGGAAUCCUGACAGACCAGAGGUUGCUCUUGUCAAACUCAGAGAAAUCAAAUGCAAACUCGAUAGGAAAAUUAGUGUUCAAGAUCGCUACAAAAAUGUCAUUGCUGUGAAAGAUGAUGUUAGAGUAAUCGAGGGUCCUAGCCAAGUGAGUACCUUUACAGACUGGCGCUGUGGGUUAUCUUUCUCAACGCUAAUUAUCUCAUGCCAAUUAAUGCGUACAUAAUAGGGUAAACAAGGUCCCGUGAGGCAUAUAUACAAAGGAGUCUUAUUUAUAUAUGAUCGGCAUCACCUUGAGCAUGCUGGAUUUAUAUGCGCUAAAUGCACAUCAUGUAUUGUUGUUGGUGGAUCACGUUCUGGUACUAAUAGAAAUGGUGGGGAUUCAUUAUCAAGGUUUAGCAAUUUCAAGGCACCUGCCCCAGUACCCCCAUCCCCAAGACGAUUUCAACGCGGAGGCAUGGGUUAUAACGCUGGAGGGAGGGGAAGGGGUGGAAGGGGAGGGAGAGACAUUCUUUGUUGGGUACUACUGUCAAAAUCCGUUUAGGACCUUUCAAGGGGUAUAGGGGACCUGUAGUAGAAGUCAAAGGAGAUUCAGUGCGUGUAGAGCUUGAGAUGAAGAUUGUGACAGGCAAUCCCUUGUUUAACUUCUCCGCUUGGGGGAAUAGACUUGUGUAUGCAGUUGAAUGAACUUUUAACGAUUAUUGUGUAUGCAGUUGAUCGGAAUGCAAUAUCGGAUAAUGUGUCUGUGACAACACCUUCUCGGGAUAUAUCUCGGUAUAGUAUGGGAAGCGAAACACCUAUGCAUCCUUCACGGACUCCACUUCAUCCUUAUAUGACUCCAAUGCGGGACUCUGGAGCUUCACCGAUCCAUGACGGUAUGAGGACACCCAUGCGUGAUCGAGCUUGGAAUCCUUACACGCCUAUGAGCCCACCUAGGGAUAACUGGGAUAAGAAGGAAAUCCAGGAUCGUGGGGAACGAGUCCUCAAUAUCAACCGGGAAGUCCUCCUUCACGGGCAUAUGAAGCACCGACUCCUGGCUCAGGAUGGGCUAGUACUUCCGGUGGUAGUUACUCAGAUGCAGGGACGCCCAGAGAUCAUGGUUCGGCCUAUGCUAAUGCCCCAAGUCCAUACAUACCAUCUACACCUGGACAACCCAUGACACCAAGCUCAACUUCAUACUUACCUGGAACUCCCGGAGGACAACCAAUGACUCCUGGAACUGGGCUCGAUGUCAUGUCUCCUGUUAUAGGUGGAGAUGCUGAAGCAUGGUUCAUGCCUGAUAUUUUGGUUGACAUACACAAGGUUGGAAAAGACAGCGAUCUGGGGGUCAUUCGAGAUGUUUCGGAUGGAACGUGUAAAGUGUCUCUGGGGUCCAGCGGUGAAGGUGACACUAUAGUGGCCCUUCCGAGCGAACUGGAGAUAGUUCCUCCGAGGAAGAAUGAUCGUGUAAAGAUUGUUGGCGGCCAGUUUCGUGGGUCUAUCGGUAA